Messenger RNA from Clupea harengus (Atlantic herring), 2111 nucleotides. RefSeq names its product fatty acyl-CoA hydrolase precursor, medium chain-like. The record is from RefSeq and is a predicted model, not a curated record. NCBI's taxonomy places the organism in Eukaryota, Metazoa, Chordata, Actinopteri, Clupeiformes, Clupeidae.
AAGUUUAUGAGUCGCAGGCCGCGAUGAAGCUGAUUCUCAUUUCCCAACGGACUCUGGCAACAAUGAAACUCUUGAUUCAGCUCAUUUUGGUAGCAGGUGUUGCAUAUGUAACUUCAUCUACGGCGCAUGAUGGACCACUGAUCCACACCAAGCUGGGAGCCCUUAGAGGUGAAUACUUGCGCGUGAGGGGAAAGACAACAGUGGUCCACUCAUACCUGGGCGUGCCCUUCGCUAAACCACCUGUGGGACCCCUCAGGUUGGCCCGUCCCCAACCUGUGCAGGGAUGGGAGGGGGUCAGGGAUGCCACCAAGCAGCCAUAUAUGUGUGUACAAAACCGACAGAUAUCUCUCAACUUCGGCAUGGAUGUGGAGAUUCCUGAGGUAUCUGAGGACUGCCUCUACCUCAAUGUUUACACUCCUGCCAAACCGGCUGAAGAUGCCAAGUUACCUGUCAUGGUGUGGAUCCAUGGUGGAGCGUUUGCUAUUGGCUCCGCCUUCUUUUAUGACGGAUCUGUCCUGGCAGCCUAUCAGAACGUGGUUGUGGUGCUGAUUCAGUACAGACUUGGAAUGCUGGGCUUAUUCAGCACUGGGGAUGAUAAUGCCCCGGGAAACAUGGGCCUCUUGGACCAGGUGGCUGCACUGCAGUGGGUCCAGGAGAACAUCCAGAGCUUUGGAGGGGAUCCCUCCUCUGUCACCAUAUUCGGAGAGUCAGCAGGGGGAGUGAGCGUGUCUCUGCAGGUUCUUUCACCCUUAAGCUCUGGUCUGUUCCACCGGGGCAUUGCUGAAAGUGGUACCUCAGCCAUGGAUUUCCUCAUCAACGCACAGCCAUUGGCCGUAGCUAUGAUGGUGGCCAAUGCAUCAGACUGUGCUGGCACAAAACCACAUGAGAUGGUGGACUGUGUGAUGCAGAUGUCGACCGAGGAUGUUUUAAAGAUGGCAGAGAAUCCUGUCUUGAUGUUUGGGAUAACGGUGGACAAACAUUUUUUGCCCAAACCUGCGCAAGACCUUAUAAAAUCCCAUGAGUUCAACAAAGUACCAUUAAUUAAUGGCAUCAACAAUGAUGAAUGUGGAUGGUUACUGCCUGCGUUUCUUGCACCACCUGGCUGGGUAGAUGGGAUGGACCCUGAGACCAUCAAACAGUCUGUCGCCUUCUUCUUCCCAAAUGUAGAAGACAGUAGGAUCAUUGACCUGAUUUUGGAGGAGUAUCUGGGGACAGGAGAGGACAGGGUCAAAAACAGGGAUGGAUUCAGAGAGCUCCUUGGGGAUAUCAUGUUCAACAUUCCUGCCAUCAAGUUAUCAAAUGCUCACCGGGAUUCUGGUGCACCUGUUUACAUGUAUGAGUUCCAGCAUCCUCCCAGCAUGCUCUCGCCCAAGCGCCCAAGCUUUGUGAAGGCAGAUCACACAGACGAACUUCAAUUUGUGUUUGGAGGCUGCUUCACGAAAGGCCAUGUCAAUAUAUAUGGAACCUUCACAGAGGAGGAAGACGAGCUUUGUAGAACAGUGAUGUCAUACUGGGGCAACUUCGCUCGCACUGGAUCUCCCAAUGGUGCUGGGUUAACCCACUGGCCUAUGUACGGUGCUGGGGGAGCGUACUUGGAGAUUGGGCUAAAGCAGCAGGUGGGAAACCAUCUAAGGGCCGACCGCUUCACUUACUGGACAGAGACACUUCCAAAGAAGAUCCAGGAGAGGAAGCAGCAGCAGCACCAGCAGCAGCAGCAGCAGCAGCAGCAGCAGCACAGUGACGAGCUGUAGACGGCUGAUUCAUAAAUUAUGUAGUGUGAUAAUGCAUCAGUGAAACAGUUUUUAUAGUUUGAAGAGGAUAAAAUGUAACCAAGUGACACAAUUCCACAAAUUGCACUUAUUUCAAACCCCCAACAAUAAGAAUAGUACUGUAGAUGCAUAGUUGUGCAGCGAUUGGGUUCAACUUAGCCCUGAAAAACCAGUGGCAGUUAUUAAGGUGUUGAACAAACUGUGAAUACUUCAAUGGGUGAUCAUCUUUUCUGUUUUGAGAUGUCACCUCCUCAAGCCAAGUAAAAUGUGCCAAACCUUUUAUUGUUAUUUGUUUUCAUAACAGUAGGCAAAUCUUUUAUUGUUAUUUGUUUUCAUAACAAU